Closterium sp. Naga37s-1 is the source of this 822-nucleotide messenger RNA. NCBI's taxonomy places the organism in Eukaryota, Viridiplantae, Streptophyta, Zygnematophyceae, Desmidiales, Closteriaceae. The record is from the annotation of a GenBank genome assembly.
AUGGCUGAUCUAUUGCGACCCCUGUCCCCCCUUUUUUCGCCCCCUCUCCCCUCCGUUUGGCCACCCUGUCCCGUCCCUUUGGCCCCCCUGUCCCCUCCCCUUGCCCCCUUGUGUCUCUCUCGGCAGUCGCGCCCACUAAUGGAGCGGUCGACAGUGGUGGGGCAGGGAGGGAAGAGCGUGGUUGACACCAUCCGUACAAGCAACGGGUGCUUCAUUGAUAAGUACAAGGACCCGGUCAUCAGGCGCAUAGAGGAGCGCAUUGGCGACUGGACCUUCCUGCCCCUCGCCAACCAGGAGGCGAUGCAGGUGCUGCAGUAUCAGUACGGGCAGAAGUACGGCGCGCAUUGGGACUACUAUGAUGACAAGACCGCACAGCCGGGCGGCCCCCGAUACGCCACUGUGCUCAUGUACCUCACUGACGUGGUCAAAGGAGGGGAGACCGUGUUCCCCCAGUCUGAGGAGGACCCCACUGUGAAGGACGACAGCUGGAGUGACUGCGGCAAGCAGGGAAUCGCAGUGAAGCCAGCCAAGGGCAGUGCACUGCUCUUCUUCAGCAUGAACCCCAACGGCUCCUUUGACACGGCCUCGCUGCACUCGGGCUGCCCUGUGAUUACGGGGGAGAAGUGGUCCGCCACCAAGUGGAUCCACGUUGACUCCUUUGACCCGCCCUUCCGUGACCCGGACGUGUGCCAGGACGAUGAUGUGAACUGUGGGGACUGGGCGCGGGCGGGGGAGUGUGAGAAGAACCCCAAGUUCAUGAAGGGCACAGGGAAGACGCAGUAUGAGCUGGGCUUCUGCCGCAAGAGCUGUAGGGUUUGCUGA